This is a messenger RNA of Linnemannia hyalina, 3699 nucleotides long. Lineage: Eukaryota; Fungi; Mortierellomycota; Mortierellomycetes; Mortierellales; Mortierellaceae. The record is from the annotation of a GenBank genome assembly.
AUGUUGACAGUCUUGCACACCCUCGCCAACUCGGCAGGUCUCUUCUCCAAGAACCAAACCGCCAUCGCCAACUCCUCCGCCGACCCCUCCCAAAAGAUCAACAAGGCCCUCCAGAACCUCCACGUCGUCCGCAAGAUCAUCCUCACCCAGAACUUAUCCGAGAACAACGAACAGGCUGCUCUUGCUCGUCUUGACCAGAUCCUUGACCAGAUCUCAGUCAACUCGCUCUCUGUCUUGACUUAUUCCCAGCUCCAGGAUCUUGCUACCGCCUUGACUGUUUCUACGACCUCGACUACGACCACUUCAAAGGAGUUGACCCAGAUUCUUUCGACUAUUCGCUCUUCGACUGUUACUACCACCACCACGAGAAAGGUUAUCACAAAGACUGUCAAUGGAACGAUCAUCAACGAGGACGACACCGUCUCGGUCACCAGCUCUGAGGGCCCUUCCUCAGCCGUCACCGUCGUCGAUGAGCUCGACCACCUCUCGCUCUCCGUCCGAUCCAACAUCGCCCUCGGCAUCCAGGGAGAGUCCAAGGCCAGCGCCCUUCAGUUGACUUCUGGAAACCUUGCCGUCGAGCAUGUCGCUUACGCCCUCAGUGACCUCCUCUUCGUCUACCCUUCCUCGGCCUCCCAGCACUCUUACCUCGGACAUGGCGCGGAGCAGUGGGCAAAGGCUGGACUGAGCAACGCCACCAACUCUGUCUUGGCCCCCCAGGUCCUUCAGAUGUCGACCCGUGCCAACGCUGCCUCUGCUGUCCUCGGUGCCGUUUCCUCGGCUGCCUCUGCAAAGGCCACAUCUGCCAUCUCGACCUUGGCCUCCUCCGCUGCGAUCGUCAACAUGGUCCCCAACCUGUACCAGAUUGCCCAAGCCAACCGCCCUGUUGUCUUCCAUGUUACUGCCGAGUCGGUCGAUUCCAACUUGAACGUUCUCCGUGGCGAUUACUCUGAUGUCCUUGUCGCCCGCGAGACCGGUCUCUUGUACUUGGCUUCCAACUCUGUCCAGGAGGCCUACAACAUUUCGGUCCUCGCCCACGCUGUCGCUGCCGGCACCAACCAGUCCGUCAUUCAUGUCCUGGACGGUGUUCAGACUAGCCAGCAAGUCGAGGCCAUCAAGACUGUUGGCGACCAGGCUCUUGCUGCCCUUAUCAAGCAAGAGCAGCACAAUGCAGUUUUCGCUCAGGAUGAGGAGGCCUUGGUCUCUGCGAUCGAAGGUAUCUUUGAACGUGCUUCAUCUCUUCUUGGACACACUUACAAGGCCUUUGAAUACUCUGGCCCUAAGGAUGCCGAGACCGUCGUUGUAGUCUACGGCCCCGCUGCCAACGUCGCCCACCACCUCGGUGACAAGGUCGGAGUGUUGAACAUUCGUUUGUACCGCCCAUGGUCAUUCUCGCACUUCUUGAAGUCCAUCCCCACAUCGACCAAGAACGUCAUCGUCGUCGAGCCCGUCGCCAACACCGCCGCCCACGGCCCCAUCUUCCUCGACGUCUCGGCUUCCUUCAACCUCUGGACCGGUGCCCACCGCCCCACCGUCACCGACGUCAAGUACGGUCUCCACGGCGCUUCUCUCACCCAGGGCUGGAUCAAGGCUCUCGUCCACCAGGUUCGUUCCUCCAAGGGUGCCAAGUUGGAUCUGACUUCGAUUGUUGUCGCAGAACCCGAGGUCGCUCAGGAGGAUGUCAACCAGGUCAUCUUCUGGGAGACUGCCGCCUCGACCGCCGUUUCUGCCCAUGUCGCCAAGCACUUCCACUCUGCCCUCGGUCAGCGUACUCAGCACAGCUCUCGUAUCAAUUCUUACCGCCACUCGGCUGUCAUCGAGACCCGCGUCCAGUACUCCAAGUCCAACACUACUGCCUUUGGCGAGUCUUCCUUGGCCAACUAUGCGACCGUUCAGGAUGUUGCCAUCUUGGACGAGUACAACGUUGUUGCGUCUUUGAAGCAGGGCGCUGUCCUUGUUUUGAACACCCCCUGGAGUGUGGAAGAGUUGGAGGCCAAGACCUCCGCUGCUUUCCGUUUCGCCUUGGGAGCCAAGCAGAUCCAGGUCCUUCUCAUCGACUUGAACAACGUUGCCAAGGAGUUGGGUCUCUCGGGUGCUGGCAAGACCGUUCUGGGCCAGAUCACCUUCCUCAAGACCCACUCUUCCAACUUGCAGGAUGCCGCCUUUGGUGCCAUUGCCCGCCAGUACGAGACCUCCAACAACAAGCUGCUCAACGAUUUGAUCACUUCCCUCGUCGACCGUGUCGACAAGGAGGUCAUCGAGGUGCCCCAGAACCCCAACUGGUUGGCCAUUGAGCUCGGUGAGGCCGAUCAGGCCGCCCUUGCCCUCCCCAAGCACGUCACCUCGACUGUCCGUGGUAUCGCCAACGCCUUCGAGGGCUCCAACACUACAAUUGUUGAGGAGUCUGUCUCUGAGGAAGGAGAGGUCGCUCUUGGAAAGACCUCGAACUGGCACCAAGCUGCCUGGCAGCUCAUGUUCUCCGAGGCCCACGAGACCCGCCAGGCCCUCUCUGAUGGCGACCACUCGUACUUGGUCAAGAUCACCGAGAACCGUCGUCUCACCCCCUCAACCUACGACCGUAACGUCUUCCACCUCGAGUUCGACACCACCAACACGGGUCUCAAGUACGAUAUCGGAGAUGCUCUCGGCAUCCACGGCUGGAAUGAUACCCAGGAGGUCCUCGACUUCAUCGAGUUCUACGGUGAGAAGCCCGAGACCGUCGUCAUCGUCCCCCGUGCAUUGGCUAAGAACGCCCCCGAGGGCACCGUCGCCCGCCACCAGACCAACUCACUCCUCCAGGUUCUCCAACAGACUUUGGAUCUCUUUGGUCGCCCCUCCAAGCGUUUCUAUGCAGACUUGAUCCCCUAUGCGACCAACGCUGCCGAGAAGGAACGCCUCACCCACUUGAUCUCUGCCGAGGGCGCCCAAGAGUUCAAGGACCGUGUCGACGAGACCCUUACCCACGCCGAUAUCCUUCGCGAGUUCCCCUCUGCCCACCCUUCGAUCCCCCAGCUGAUCAACAUGUUGCCCGCCAUCAAGCCUCGCCACUACUCGAUCGCCUCCUCCCAAAAGGCGCACCCCAACUCGGUCCAUCUUCUGAUCGUCGCUGUCGAGUGGACCUCCCCUUCAGGCAAGGCCCGCCUUGGUCAGUGCACUCGCUACUUGACCUCCUUGAGCGUCGGCGCCAAUGUCACCGUCUCCAUCAAGCCCUCUGUCAUGACCCUGCCCCCAUCGCCCCACCAGCCUGUCAUCAUGGCCGGUCUCGGUACAGGCAUGGCCCCCUUCCGCGCCUUCAUCCAGGAGCGCGCCUGGCAAAAGGCCCAAGGCAUGGAUGUCGGUCCCAUGAUCCUCUACUUUGGUUCCCGCAACCGUUCCAACGAAUACUUGUACGGUGAAGAACUCGAAGCCUACCACGCCGACGGACUUUUGACCCACCUCCGCCUUGCCUUCUCGCGUGACCAAAAGGAAAAGAUCUACAUUCAGCACAAGAUGAACGAGGACGGCAGCCUGUUGCACAAGUACCUUUUGGAUGCCCAGUUGAACGGACACUUCUACUUGUGCGGACCUACCUGGCCCGCUGGAGAUGUCAAGGAUGCGAUUGUGCAGAGUUUCAUGGACGGUGAGGCUUGCGCUGCGAUUGAUGCCAACCGUAUUGUCAACAAGUUGAAGGAGGAGGAGCGCUAUGUUCUUGAGGUCUACUAA